AUGAAUUCAUUCUUCACCGAAAGUGCAGAGAGCAGGCCAGCAGCAGGUACAACGAUGUUGUCGCGAAGGCUCGGAUCAAGUGCUCGACAACUUCGCAAGGUUUCCACGUACAGUGGAUUCACAUCCGAGCAGUUCAUGAAGCAGCCUGCUAAUGAACCUAUUUUGGAGUACAAAAAAGGAAGCAGCGAGCGAGCCGAACUCGAGAAGGAAUUGGAACUGCUGAGCAAGGAGCCUACGAUUGUACCUGUCCGAAUUGGCAAGAAGAGUAUCACGGGUAAACUGGAUCGGAAGCAAGUUAUGCCAUCCGAUCAUCAGACUAUACUUGCUAAGUACACGUUCGCUACAGCUGAAGACAUCAAGGAAGCUAUCGAAGUGGGAUUGGAAGCACGCAAGACAUGGGAGACGAAACCUCUCAAGGAACGUGCCGACAUUCUUCUUCAUGCGGCAGACUUGUUAGCUGGAAAAUACCGAAUGAAAUGUAAUGCAGCCACAAUGCUCGGUCAAGGAAAGAACAUUCAGCAGGCCGAGAUUGACUCUGCAUGUGAACUCAUUGACUUCUUCCGAUUCAACUCGAAGUUUGCCUUGGACUUGGAAAAAUAUGAGCCGCUUAACACUAAGAUCAGUACUAACAAAAUGGUCUACAGGGGAAUGGAAGGAUUUGUUGCAGCUGUUACUCCUUUCAACUUUACAGCCAUUGGCGGUAACUUACCAUCUGCACCAGCUUUAAUGGGAAAUGUAGUCAUGUGGAAACCGUCUAACACUGCCGUUCUUAGUAAUUAUUUUGUACAUAAGCUGCUGGAAGAAGCUGGUAUCCCUGAGGGAGUGAUCUCUUACCUACCGUCAAACGGAGCUGUGUUUGGUGAUGCAAUCACGAGCAGUCCUCAUUUUGCGGCAAUUAAUUUCACCGGGUCAGUACCUACCUUCAAGAAAGUAUGGCAGAAUGUUGCUAAGAAUCUGGACAAAUAUGUCACAUUCCCAAAACUUAUUGGAGAAUGUGGUGGAAAGAACUUCCACUUCGUGCAUCCUUCUGCAAAUGCUGAUGUUGUGGCAGCAGGCACCGUACGUUCUGCAUGGGAAUACGGUGGUCAGAAAUGCUCAGCAUGCUCGCGAUUGUAUGUGCCAAAGAGCCGAUGGGAUGAGAUCUUCCAAAAAAUCAAGGAUAUCCAUAGCAAGGUCAAAGUGGGCGAUGUCCGCGAUGGCUCAAUAUUCUUGUCCGCCGUGAUUGACAAACCCUCAUUUGACAACAUCAAGAGCUAUAUCGAUUAUGCAAAGACUGGCGCAGAUGGAGCAAAGAUACUUCUUGGUGGAAAUUGCGACGAUAGCAAAGGAUAUUUUAUUGAUCCUACUCUAAUCACUGUCACUAACACGAACAGCAAACUAAUUCAAGAAGAAAUCUUUGGACCUGUACUCACAGUUUAUGUUUACGAAGAUUCAAAAAUAGAGGAAGUUCUGGCCUCUGUAAAGGAUCAUACUCCAUUUGGAUUGACCGGUGCCAUAUUCUCCGAGGAUAAGAAGUUCUUAUAUCAUGCACGUGAUGUGCUCCGCGAUGCAGUUGGAAAUAUGUACCUCAACGAUAAAUCCACAGGGUCUGUUGUUGGACAACAACCAUUCGGUGGAGCGCGAAUGUCCGGAACCAAUGACAAAGCCGGUGGACCUCACUAUGGAGUCAGAUGGACGUCGCCACUUUGCAUCAAAGAGACGAAUGUACCGCUCACCGAGUGGCGUUACCCACACAUGGAUUAAUUUCUUCUACAAAUCAGUAGAGCAUAUUAGUAGUUGCAUAGGAGCUUAGCUCUCACCAUAGAAAACUGGUAACCACUUCAUUAGCAUAAUUCAUACUAAACCCAUAGGCAUUGUUUUACUUGUUUUGUUCUUUUCUUUAUGUCCUCAGGAAUGUGCAAGCUCCUUCUAAAGCUUAGAACAGAUACAAAAUCUUGUAGUGCGUACUGCUGGAUCACGCAUUGUUAUUGUUACUCGUCACCAUGACUCAUUUUUGAAAUGUUGGCAAGUUUUAUUGAAGAGAGGUAUAAAGAAUUUCUGAACGGUC
Molecule: messenger RNA, 2047 nt
Organism: Cylicocyclus nassatus
Lineage: Eukaryota; Metazoa; Nematoda; Chromadorea; Rhabditida; Strongylidae
Source: the annotation of a GenBank genome assembly